AUUUCUUCAAAGCAAAUAAAAAUAUUUUAAAUAUGUUUGCAGCUCAGUACAAAGUUUAACCAUGGGACAUAAUCAAAAAUAAAAUUUGAAUAGUUCCAUAGCUACUGCCACAGAAAAAAAACUCCACGAAAAUAAAUGGAAUUUGAAGGCAUUUCUAAUGCGGUAUGGUUGCACAGAAAUACUUGUUUAUACUUUGCACCCAUUAUGUGCGUUGUUUUUCAGAUAAGUUUCAGACAGGAUUUAAGGUGUAGAAGCGCUUUUUAGUGUUUAGUAUUACAGUCUAGCAAGUACACAUCCCAUCUGUGUGUGUAUCGCCUAUGUAUUUGUCCAGAUCCAGACUGUUUUAAAAAUAUGACCUAUGAAACGAACUCAUUUAAUACACUGUGUUUUAGGGCUUUAUUUCUAUACACAAGGCAAAAUACAUGUCCCUCUUUUAAAAAUUAAUAAAAUUUACUUGUUAAUAAUGUAAUCAAAAUGAAGAAAAGCCAUAAAGCUUAGAUAUUUGUUUCAAUACUGCAAAUUUUUUUAUGUUUUUGUUUCUUAGUAUUCCAUCAUUUUUUAUUGUUGCAUUUGUGUCUGGUUUGUGAAACGUAUCACUGUUGUGAUGGUACUAAUAGAUUGGUGCGGGGAUGACGUCAUUUUGUAUGCCAAAACCCGGAAACGAGUUAGCAUUUUAGCAUUUCCGGUUCCAUGGUCCCGAAGCCAAUGGGUUUUUUAAACGGGAUUUUGGUUAAAAGCCUGAAAUAAGCGGUAUGAAAAUGAGCGCAGAUCGCUUCACCAUCACCGCAGAGGACUAUUUAGCAGAGACCAGUGCUCUUUUCUAUCUGAAUGAUGCUGUGACUCAGCUGCUGGAGCACAGAGAGGAAUUCAUCCAGUUCGGCAUCGUGCGGUAUUUUGCAGAAUACUUCACCAGUGUGAAGAACGGGAAUCACGUUCUCUUCAGAGAAUUCAGCUAUGUUAAAGGUACAGCACACAACCGAGUGUCCUUCAUCCACGUCUUCUGGAAAUGCUUCAGACAGAUUGGAAAGAACAGAGAUUUGCUGACGAUGAUGGAGUACACGUCGCUUCUCCAGCUCUUAUGCCCAGACUUUCCUGCUGAAAUGGUGCAGAAUACAGCCAAGAUUGUCUUGAUGGAGGACGCUACGGAAUGCCCCAUGUCCCUCUCAGAUUUCAUCUACUCUUUCCAAAUCCAGUUUUACUAUGAAGAGUUCCUGGAGAGUGUGUUGGCGAUUUAUGAGGACUUGCUCGUAGGAAAGAACCCGAACACCGUCAUCGUCCCGACCUCAGCGUCAUCGGAAACAAUAUCCAGCGAGGAGACGGAGACGCAGGAGGGGGUGGAUUCCUCUGUCCUGCUGGAGUGUAUCGAGGGACUGUGUGAACGUUUUAAACACAAACAUCCACCUCUCUCUGCCAUUAAGGAGGCUCUGGAGAACAGCACACGAGUCUCCUACUACAGCUUCCUGAUGGCUUUGGCCAAACAUGACGGAAUCAGUCGGGAAAUCGGUGCUCUUCCGAACAGAUCAGACCUGCUCAUCGACCCCGAGAUGGAUCAGGAGUUGGAGAGGCUCGUGGCUCAGGUGGCCAUCAGUCCGACAUCCAACAGCAGCAGCAGUGCACAAGGACUGAAAGAGCCGUGCAGGAAACCAUCACCACGUAAAUCCCUGCACCAGCGCAAGAGGAUCGAGAUGGAGAGCGACGGCUCCACUGAGGAGACCGACUCCUCCGAGAAUUAAGACAUGGAACAGCAAUGUGGUGCCUUCACUUUAUUAAAUACCAAAAAUAUCGGUUGUUAGCAUCAAAUCCAAUUCUACCAAAUCAUUAAGUGAGGCAGAAUCUUAUUGGAGAAUUGAAAAGAUCUGAAAUCACAACCAGAUUAAACACUUCUUUGUGUAUGGAUUCACUUGUGACGAGUGUGUAACAGGGCAUGCCAUGGUUGUGUGCUUUGUUUAAACUUAUUUAUUGUACAUUUUGUGUGUACAUAUAGAAAUAUAGCUUGUAUCCAUGACUUGUAUUUUCUUUUUAAUAAUAUGUGAAACUGUGAAUUUAAAUAUCCUUAUUUGAUGAUGUAAAUAAGCAGUGAAAACGUAUCUGUAGAAAUUGUCCGUUUUUUCCCCAGCAAUAUCCUGUGACUGACGCAUUUUUUAAAUAAACAAUGGUGGAGAACCUUAAAAAGGUAGUUUGGCCAAAACAAUUUUUCCCUUACACCAAAUGGAGGUGAUUAGCCAAGAUGUAAUGAUGUCUGCAGUUCGCUUCUUUCGUGUUUUUUUUUUUUGUUUAGUUAGAUCUACAAGGAUAAUGGAGAUAAAAAAUAUAGUGACUUGGAUAAGUAUUCACCUCUUUGUAGUCUUAAAACCUGGAACUGCUGUGCACAUAGCUGUGAAACCGCUGGUGCAAUCAGUUGGCAUCAAAAGUCACAUAAUUAUUUGAAUGAAGUUUACAUGUGUGUAAUUAAAGUGUUUAUAUAAUCUCAAUAUAAAUACACUUGUGGAAAAACGACUAAACAGUUGGGAAAAUGUUCUCACUAAUAUUAUUUGUAGAUGUAGUCAGUUCCAGAACAAUUGGCACCUUUGUUAAAGUUUGGUUAAAAACCAUAAGUAAUAAAAGUCUGUGGUUUAUUAGCCUCAUCUUAAACUGAAUUUUGGGGGAAUUUAGAUUUUUUUUUUUUCUUCUUAAAAUACAUUUUCUGCAAUUAAAGUUUACAUUUCUCUCAUUUUUAGUGUAAGAUUAACUCAAUUAACCUAAUUAAAUAAUUCUGGAGCUGGCCUUAAAUAUUUUCAUAAAAAAACAGAACAGGUCUGUAUUUAAAAACUAAAUAUUGGAACUAUAUUAUCAUCCCAAUCACUUACUUACUAACAUACUAGAUUUCUGCUUUUACAUUUUAGGCCACACCCCCUGCCAGAGUCUGAUAUCAAACCUGUGCUGGGGAAGAAAGUGAUUCUUCCUCAGUGAAGAAAGAUGGCUACUGCUGUGUUUUUCAUUUUUGUUUGUUUGUUUAAUCCUGCAAUGUCCUUUUGUACAUUUUACAGAUAACAGAUAACCUAAUCACAUCUGUUUGACACCUCAACAUAGUUUGAGAGAAGUACGUAAUAACUAAGGAUUGAGGUUUUCACGAUGCUUAACUCAUAGCCUUAAUCCCUUACUUUUUUUUUUUUUUUUUUUUUUGAGCUAUACAGCUGUAGUGCAAAAGUGAGAAUUAACAAUUGGAAUAUAAUUUAUUUUUAGCCAAUAUAUAAUUUUAAACCCAAUGAGCUACCACUUCACCUUGGUGCAAAUCAGACUCCAGUACAACACAUUUACAAA
This is a messenger RNA of Ictalurus furcatus (blue catfish), 3300 nucleotides long. RefSeq names its product centriolar satellite-associated tubulin polyglutamylase complex regulator 1 (gene cstpp1). The transcript has 10 exons. The record is from RefSeq and is a predicted model, not a curated record. The coding region runs from base 753 to 1733 and encodes 326 amino acids. Lineage: Eukaryota; Metazoa; Chordata; Actinopteri; Siluriformes; Ictaluridae.